Lactuca saligna is the source of this 1651-nucleotide messenger RNA. The record is from the annotation of a GenBank genome assembly. Lineage: Eukaryota; Viridiplantae; Streptophyta; Magnoliopsida; Asterales; Asteraceae.
CCUUAGGUGAUCGAGUAGUAAAAAUCUUGGUGCUUGUAAUUUGUAAAGCUUUUUUAUCUUAAUGAUUAUAUGGUGAAAUACAUAACAAGAUUUUUGUUAUGAUUAGUCAAUUAAUUAUUGAUACAGUAGAUGUUUAGACCCCUUAAAAUGCCUACCAAGAGACUAGAGUCACCAACUUAUGGCCAAUUCCAUGAAGAAAACUAGUGAUUGUGUUAACAGGAUUCUCUCCCAUGAGAUCCCAAGCGAUGUUACAAUUCACAUUGGAGGUGCUUCUUUUUCAUUACACAAGUUUCCAUUGGUGUCAAAGUGUGGUUACAUAAGAAAAAUUGUAUCCAACCACAAAGAUUCUGAUAUUUUAGUAAUUGAAAUCCCUGAUGUCCCUGGAGGCCCUGAAGGAUUUGAACUUGCUGCAAAGUUUUGUUAUGGAAUAAAUUAUGAAUUAUCAACAGAAAACAUUUCCAUAGUGAGAUGCGUUUCAGAGUUUCUUGAAAUGACAGAAGAUUAUGCAAUUGGAAACCUUGUAACAAGAUCUGAAGCCUAUUUAGAUGAAGUAGCACUUAAAACAUUAGGUGGUGCUGUUACCAUUUUGCAAUCAUCAAUAAAUUUGUUACCAAUGGCUGAAAAAGUGAAGUUAAUUACUCGGUGUAUUGAUACUAUUGCAUAUAUAGUGACCAAAGAAAGUGAGUUUUGCUUUGGUGAUUUGGUUUCCUCUUCAUCAAAUAUGAAAGCUAUAGUUGAUUGGAGGGUUGAAGAUUUAAUUAUGCUUAGAAUAGAUGUAUUUCAAAGGGUUCUUCUUGCAAUGAUAUCAAGGGGAUUUAAACAAUAUGCACUUGGUCCGAUUCUAAUGCUUUAUGCUCAGAAAUGUCUUCAAGGUUUGGAGGGUCUCGUAAAGGAGAAGAAAAAAAUCGACUCAAAACAAGAACACGAAAAGAGGAUAGUUCUAGAAACAAUAGUAAGCCUCCUACCAAGAGAAAGAAACACAAUUUCGGUCAGCUCUCUUUCAAUGUUACUUCGGGCAGCCAUAUACCUUGAAACAACAAUGGCAUGUAAGCUAGACUUAGAAAAGCGAAUGGGCUUACAACUCGGGCAGGCAGUCUUGGAUGACAUACUAAUUCCAUCUUUUCAUUUUGAUGGUGACAUAUUGUUUGAUGUUGAUACUGUCCAAAGAAUCAUGAUGAAUUACCUUGAAUAUGAAUUAGAAUCUACAAAUAUCCAAGAAAAUAACAUGGAAAAAGUUGGAAAAUUAAUGGAAAGUUAUCUUGCUGAAAUAGCUUCCGAUAGGAAUUUAGAAUUGUCAAAAUUUAUGGAUUUUGUUGAACAUAUUCCAGAACAAGCUAAGGUAUCAGAUGAUGGAAUUUAUAGAGCCAUUGAUAUUUACUUGAAGGCUCAUCCAACAUUAAGUGAUAUGGAAAAAAAGAAAGUUUGCAGCUUGAUGGAUUGUGAAAAGCUUUCACGUGAAGCAUGUGCACAUGCUGCCCAAAAUGACAGGCUACCUGUGCAAACUGUGGUUCAAGUUCUUUUCUACCAGCAACAACGCUUAAGAGACACCAUGGGUGGUGAUGGUCUAAUAGCAGUUGAACCCUCCACCACCAUCACCACUGCACCACCACCACCACCAACAAGCCAUCAUCCCAUGAGCUUUCAUGGCUAA